AUGAUGAAGCUUGUGGUUCUCGCUAUCUUGUUGACUGCUGCUGCAGCUUCCGUUGUUCCAUUGAUCUCCUCCCAAAGGGCAGUGAUCCCGCACUAUUCUCCCUAUGGUUUUGGUCAUGGCAAAGGAAUCAGCUCCAGGUACUUCGACAAGGUCGAGGGAUAUGGCUUGGGAGCCAAACUGCUCAGCUAUCCUUAUUAUGGCGCAGGAUAUGGGUUAGCAUACGGUGGCCUCGGAUAUGGAUUGGAUGGGUAUGGCGGUUACGGAUACGGAGGACCCCUCUACUUUUAA
Molecule: messenger RNA, 288 nt
Organism: Uloborus diversus
Lineage: Eukaryota; Metazoa; Arthropoda; Arachnida; Araneae; Uloboridae
Product: shematrin-like protein 2
Exons: 2
Coding region: 1-288 (95 amino acids)
Source: RefSeq, a predicted model, not a curated record